Cladophialophora yegresii CBS 114405 is the source of this 1224-nucleotide messenger RNA. Its product is annotated as galactose-1-phosphate uridylyltransferase. The transcript has a single exon. Lineage: Eukaryota; Fungi; Ascomycota; Eurotiomycetes; Chaetothyriales; Herpotrichiellaceae. The record is from RefSeq and is a predicted model, not a curated record. Gene Ontology annotation, cellular component: cytoplasm. The coding region runs from base 1 to 1224 and encodes 407 amino acids. Gene Ontology annotation, molecular function: UDP-glucose:hexose-1-phosphate uridylyltransferase activity; zinc ion binding. Gene Ontology annotation, biological process: beta-D-galactose catabolic process via UDP-galactose, Leloir pathway.
AUGCCAGACAAAAUCUUAGACGACAUUUCGCACCGCCGAUACAAUCCGCUGCGUGGAAGCUGGAUCCUUGUAUCUCCUCAUCGAACCAAGAGACCAUGGCAAGGACAGCAAGAAAGCCCCGGUGUCAUUGACCUGCCUGAAUACGAUGCCAAAUGCUACCUCUGCCCAGGCAACACAAGGGCCUCAGGCGAUGUCAAUCCCAAGUACGACAACACCUUCGUUUUCGUCAACGACUAUAGCGCCGUCAAGGAAUCGCAGGACGACUAUACGUCUCCAGCUGAACCCGGUAGCCUGCCAGGCCUGCUGUUGCAAGCCGAACCGGUCAAGGGUAAAUGCUAUGUCUUGACCUUCAGUGCUGCCCACAACAUUACGCUAGCAGACAUGGCUCCUGGCGAGAUCCUGCCGAUUAUCAAGACGUGGACGGAAAUUUAUACUGCACAUCUAUCUCCCAAGUCACCACUAGUAGGACUGGCAAAACCCACCCAUCUGCCUCCAUCGAACCCUCAUGCAGAUGUAGGACGACCUCAUGAACAGUACCGAUGGAUGCAGAUAUUCGAAAAUAAGGGUGCCGCCAUGGGCUGCUCGAACCCUCAUCCACACGGCCAGAUAUGGACCACCACGUCAAUGCCGGAAGAGCCUCGAACAGAACUGGAGCAGUUAAGGAAGUACCAUCGCCAACAAGGUGGGGGCCAUAUGCUGGUCGACUAUGCCCGACUAGAGCGAGAGAAGGACGAGAGGGUGGUCUUUCAGAACGAGACGUUUUUGGUCAUCUGUCCCUGGUGGGCGACCUGGCCAUUCGAAACCAUGAUUCUGCCAGUCAAGCACAUCCGCUCUCUAGUCGACUUGAGCGACCAAGAGCAAAAGGACUUGGCCGACGCGAUUGCAGAAACAACAAGGAGAUAUGACAACCUCUUUGAGACAAGCUUCCCAUACAGCAUGGGGAUUCACCAGGCGCCGCUCGAUGGAACCCAGGAGGAAUUCGAAUGCUCAAGCCUUCACCUACAUUUCUAUCCCCCGCUACUGAGAAGUGCCACCGUGAGGAAAUUCUUGGUCGGUUUUGAGAUGCUUGGCGAGCCUCAAAGAGACAUCACGCCUGAACAAGCCGCCCUUCGCUUGCGAGAUUGUGGCGGACAGCUGUACAGGAAGAAGCUCACCGAAUCCGAUGGACAACAGGUCCAGAAUCCGCCUGCGCCUGACAAGCCAACUGUCGGACCGGGCUCGUGA